ACAAGACACAAUGUAUGAAACUCGUCUCAUCGUAGAGGUGGAAAAACAUAAAGUUCUCUAUGACAUGGAGGAUUUCUUAUAUAAAGAUUUAAAUGCAAAAGAAAAGGCAUGGGAGGCAGUUUCCUCGGCUGUUUGUGUGGAUGGACCAAUUUAGUGAGUGAGUCAUGGUUCUGCUGCACGUCAAACAUGGAAAUGAGAGUCAAUUUCUCUUCAAUACCACAGUGGAUGUGACUAUUGAGACGCUGUCCCAGCAGGUCACUGCGGUCUAUAACGGAAGAUUAAAGGUGGACAGGAUCUGCUCUGAAAUUCCAGAGUUGGCAGAUCACGGAAUAACUCUUCCACCAAACAUGCAAGGCCUGACUUGCGAUCAGAUCAUUGAUCUGAAACUAAAGGAUGAAUGGGAGGACCGCUGCAUUCCCAGUGGUGGUGCUGAGUUUAAGAAGGACGAGAUUGGACGCCGAAAUGGACAUGCUCCAAAUGAAAAGAUGAAAGAAGUUUUAAGGAAAACAAUGGAGGAGGCCAAAGCUUUGAUCUCAACAAAACAAGUGCAAGCAAAUGUCUGCAUUACCAUGGAUACGGUCAAAGAGGCUUUGGACCAACUGCGAGGAGCUGUGAUGAUAGUUUACCCAAUGGGACUGCCUCCACAUGAUCCAAUAAGGAUGGAUUUUGAAAAUCAAGAAGAUCUUACUGGAACACAGGCCUCAUUACAGGUGAUCUCUGAGGAAGAGGCUCAACUUUGGUGGGCAUCUAAAGAACUUCAGAGGGGCAAAAAGCUGCAAGAUUAUAUUGGGAAAAAUGAGAAAACAAAAAUAUUUGUGAAAAUUCAAAAAAGAGGCCAGGGGGCACCAGCGCGAGAGCCACUGGUGAGUGAAGAGGAUCAAAAACAGAUGAUGAUGCACUAUUACAGGAGACAGGAAGAACUCAAAAAACUGGAAGAAGCAGAUGACACGUACCUACAGUCUGAUUGGUCAGACAGACAGGCUCUAAAGAGACAGUUUCAGGGACUCACAAAUAUCAAAUGGGGCCCAAGAUAGAUGGACAGAGAAAAUCAAAUCUGAAUGUACAGUUAUACAGAAUUUUGGCAUAUUCUGAAACUGUAUACAUUUUCUUGUAAUGUCUUCUGUGCCCAUAUAUAUUCACUGUCAAAUUUGAUGUGAUUUUUAGAUUCAGCAGCUUCCUCAAAACCAACUUCUACUGCUGUGUUUUAGUGCCUUGCUCUAAUGAAUAACAUUUUUCAUCAAUUAUAAAAGGAAUUUUUGUGACUAUGUAUAUGUGUGUUAGUUUUGCAAAGUGUGUCAACUCUGAUGCAUUGGAAGAAGGAUGCGACACCUUUCCUCUCUUUGUCUUUGCCUCUGGCAGUAACUCCAUUGAAACUUGAUAUUGUUUAAAGACAGGAUGUUGCACUACAGCUCUGAGAAUCACAGUGGCAUCAAAGAGUUCAUUUAAAGAGCAUUAAGAAAGAGGAGUCCCAGAAUGUUUUGCUGCCCUCAAGGCUGAGAGAGGUUACAGUAUCGAGAGGUGUGGUUUCUAAUGGGAAGAGGAAAACUGAAGAGAUAUUGUGUAAUAAAAGAACAUUACAUAUGUUUAUUUUUAAAAUGGUUUAAUGUAUGAACUUAUGAUUGUACAUUUCAACUUAAAGGUGCACUAAGGUCCUCUGGUUAACAAUAAAUGUAAUCUUCUUUCUUUGCAUUUACUUUCAAUAUUACAUACAGUACAAUUGUAUUCAAAUCAAUCAUUUAUAAAACAUUUUUUUACAUUGUUUACUUUCUGUACAGUGUAACAGCUAUUUUUAGCUGAAUUGAAUAAAUCCUUGCCUUUAAAAUCAGGUACUAAAUGCAUUUGGUAUGGCUGCCCCUGUGCUAUGAUGCCAUACUUUAAAUCUUUAGAAGGCAGAUUGUUUUGGUAACAGU
Xyrauchen texanus (razorback sucker) is the source of this 1910-nucleotide messenger RNA. Its product is annotated as cilia- and flagella-associated protein 298. Bases 165 to 1034 code for a protein of 289 amino acids. The record is from RefSeq and is a predicted model, not a curated record. Gene Ontology annotation, biological process: regulation of cilium movement. The transcript has 8 exons. Lineage: Eukaryota; Metazoa; Chordata; Actinopteri; Cypriniformes; Catostomidae.